AAUUUCAGAUGGCCUUUGCUUAGAACCCGCAACCUUCGCCAUGGAGAAGCAAACGGGGCUCUCUGAGAGCUGUGCGCAUCCAGACUGUCCUUUUGCCGUCACUGAUAGCGGCGCUUAUGGUGGUUUCUGUUGCAAGCGUUGUCAUGUGACAUACAUCCGUGGCGAACCAGCUGUCCACGGCGAGAAGUGCUCUAAGGUGCCCAAUGGAGACUUGCCGCGGGCGCGCCCGAGCCCUCCAACGGACCCGCUGGCAGAAAGCACCAGCCGAAAAGCACAGCAGCUGGCGCAGAAAGCAGGGCGUUCAGAUGCCUUUCAGGCAGCCUUGGCGAUGAAGACUGGUAUAGCUCCGGUGGAGGCAACGAAAGCAGCGCGUGCAGAGCUGCCUGAACCGUUGCCGCAGCGCGAAGCGCGCGAAGCGCGCGAAGGGGAGCGCCAAAGGAGCCGCAGUCGGAGUCGCCGCAGUCGGAGUCGCCGCAGUCGGAGUCGCCGCAGUCGGAGUCGCCGCAGUCGGAGUCGCCGUCAGAGCCAUAGUCGCUGUGCGAAAGGACGGCGGUGCCAUGAGUUCCCUUCGAGUGACAGCAACGGCUCCGUGGAUCGAGAUGCGGUCAGACAGACUUCUCAGAUUCAGAGAGAUUCGAUGAGAAAACGUGAAGAGGACUUGCAGCGUCGAGCUCGCAGCAAGCAACGGAGAAGAUUUAAGGAUGGACGACUGACCAUCGCAGACUUGAAGUAUGGCGAUCGUGCAGCCAAUUUCGUCUCUGAACCAGGUGGCCUCGACGUAUGUCGAUUCUGCCUGGCUUUCAGCACGGAAAAAACAAAAAAUGGUUCGAAAUGUCAACUGAAGCUGAAAUCGACAUGUGAAUCUUGCCAACAAUCAAUGCGAGUGUGCGAACUUCGAUGCGAUGUCCGAUGCGGAGGUUUUCAGCUGGCAGACCUCUCAAUCUUCGAAGAACAGAGGACUUAGCGAACCAGUUCGCUGAAGCAGGCCAUGUGCAAAAGGUCAAGGAAUUGAUUGAACCACUUCUGGAGACACAUCGGAACCCUCGUUUUCUCUUCAAUUUGGUGUUGAAGGCAUUUGCCAAUACUGGAGAUCUUCCGGGUGCAGAUGCUUGGUAUCUUCGGAUGCUGAAGAGCCGGGUGGCUGUGAGUGGCCGGACCUUCGGGAAGUUGCUGAAAUGCGCCGCCAAGGCGGGUGCGGCGGAGGCGGCGGAAGGCUGGCUGCGACGGGCGGCGGCCAGUGGCUUCCAGGUGUCGGUGCCGCAGCUGGUGUCGCUGGUAGAGGCCUUCGCCCGGGCACAGGAUGGACACAGGGCCCAGGCGUGGCAGCAACGACUGGCAGAAAUGGCUGGAGCACCUGGAAGCCAUGGAAGCCAUGGAAGCCAUGGAAGAACCGAGGUGGCGGAGGGUGCCAGUUUGAUGGCCUGGGCGCACCUGGGAGAUUUGAGGAAAGCUGCGCUGAGCACCUCACAAUCGAAGACGAAGUUUGGGAAAAUUCAGUGGAUUGCCAUGUUGGAUGCUUGUGCCAAGAGUAGCAACACGAGCAAAGCCGUGGAGUGUUUCCAGCUGGGUAUCGAUCUGCACCUGAAGCCUUGCGUUGUGACCUACACGCCUGUGAUCGACAGUUUUGCGCGUGGGGGUAAGGGCGCGGAGGCAGAGCAGUAUUUUUUGGCAAUGUUGAGGCGAGGGAUUGGGCUGGAAAGAGCUUCCAGCAGCGUCUUGCUGAGCGCCUGGGCUAAACUACCUGAGCUCCAUCGGAUUGAGGCCUGGAUGCAACGCUUCCAAAUGGCAGCGGUGCAACCUGAUGUGAUUGUGCAUACCAACCUGAUCUCUGCAUGUUCCUUGUUGGGGGACGUUCGGAGGGCCGAAGCCUGUUUGGCGGAGAUGGAGCGACAUACGAUGCAGCUGAACGUGGUGACCUACACAGCGGUGCUGCAGGCGCAUUUGCGAUCCAUCCAGCAUGGACGUCCAGAGGCCUUCAUGGAACGACUGUUGAACUUUGAGCAACCCGAGAAGCGGCCGAAUGCCUUGACAUUUGGACUUCUGAUUGGUGCUUUGGCUUCCCGUGGUGAUGUGCCGGCUGCAGAGAGAUGGUAUGCAUGCAUGAGGCGCAAUCUAAGAGACGUAGAUCUGGUUGCGCACAACUCCGUCAUCAGCGCAUGUGCUAAAGCAAAUGAUGCACAACGAGCAAGGCUUUGGCUUGGCAGAAUGAGCACUGCGCAGCUGCAAGCCAAUGGAAUGAGUCUCAACUCGACGCUGGAUGCCUUGGCUCGGUGUGCUGGAAAAGUCGCCGCUCGCAGCGUAGCAACCGAGGUGGAAUCGCUUUGCGGAGAGUUGGACCCGAAACAGCUUGCGACCAAUGAGAUCACUUUUUCCAUUUUGAUGCGGCCCUGGGCGCAACUGGGUGACUUGGAGAAUGUGGAGCGCUUGUGGCAGAAGAUGGAGCAACAAGGAGUGAAGCCCCAGGCUUCUCACCUCUGGGCAGUUCUAACUGCAUGCGCUUAUGCCCAGCCACCCUUGCCGGACACAGCAGCGCAGCGAUACCAGGAUUGGGUUGCAGCCGGUGGCAGCACGGACCGUCACGUGGUUUCAGCCCUCCGUGCAGCCUUGGAAGGAGUCAAAAGAGCCAUGCCGAUGGCCAUGCCGAUGGCCAUGCCGAUGGCCAUGCCGGAUUGUUCUGAACGGCUCUGGGAAGGUUGA
Messenger RNA from Cladocopium goreaui, 2697 nucleotides. The record is from the annotation of a GenBank genome assembly. NCBI's taxonomy places the organism in Eukaryota, Dinophyceae, Suessiales, Symbiodiniaceae.